UCUACUGCAAAGAGGGAACCUGCGUUGAACAAGCCCAAAUGGGAGAAUUAUACUGUGCAGCACAUACAUGCACAACCAAUGGCUGUAUGGAGCCAAAGGAUGGGAAUAGCCAUCUGUGCAGAGGCUGCUAUCAGAAA
Molecule: messenger RNA, 137 nt
Organism: Entrophospora sp. SA101
Lineage: Eukaryota; Fungi; Glomeromycota; Glomeromycetes; Entrophosporales; Entrophosporaceae
Source: the annotation of a GenBank genome assembly